Molecule: messenger RNA, 950 nt
Organism: Arvicanthis niloticus (Nile rat)
Lineage: Eukaryota; Metazoa; Chordata; Mammalia; Rodentia; Muridae
Source: RefSeq, a predicted model, not a curated record
AUGGGUGCUCUGGGCCGGGUCCUGCUGUGGCUGCAGCUCUGCGCACUGACUCGGGCCGCCUACAAACUCUGGAUCCCAAAUACUUCCUUCGAUACUGCCUCCAACUGGAACCAGAACCGGACCCCGUGCGCGGGAGAUGCCGUCCAGUUCCCGGCGGAUAAGAUGGUGUCGGUCCUGGUACGAGACAGUCACGCCAUCUCGGAUAUGCUCCUGCCGCUGGACGGGGAGCUCGUCCUGGCCUCGGGAGCAACAUUCAGCGCUGCAGGAGGCGACUCGGACCCCGCUUGUAACCCGGGCGCCCCGUUGCUCUUCCGCAAUCCGGACCGCUUCUCCUGGCUUGACCCACACCUGUGGAGCUCCGGGACCCAGGAACAUGGCCUCUUCUCCGUGGACGCCGAGCGCGUGCCCUGUAGCUACGACGACGUCCUCUUCCCGCGCGAUGGGUCUUUCCGCGUGGCGCUCGGCCCAGGCCCCAACCCGGUGCAGGUCCGCAGCGUCUCGGCCGUGGGCCAGACGUUCACGCGCGACGAGGACCUGACCGCUUUCCUGGCUUCCCGCGAGGGCCGCCUGCGCUUCCACGGGUCGGGCGCGCUGAGAGUGGGCUCCCAGGCCUGCACCGACGCGUCGGGCUGCGUCUGCGGCAACGCCGAGACGCUGCCGUGGAUCUGCGCGUCUCUGCUGCAGCCCCUGGGCGGCCGCUGCCCCCAGGCCGCCUGCCAGGACCCCCUCCUGCCUCAAGGACAAUGCUGCUCGCUCUGCGGAGCUAUCGUAUCGUUGCCCUCCGUAGAGCUACCUGACUCAGCUCAGAAGGUGGACAUCUUGGACAUUGAUACCAACUUCGGCUGCUUCGUUAACCCACUCUUUGCUGGGGAGGCAGAAGCAGAGGCCUGACCUGCUAGGAAGGUACUAGGCCAGCAACCUGUGGACUAUUCACCCCCUCUGAGACUGUG